This is a messenger RNA of Rhododendron vialii, 1746 nucleotides long. RefSeq names its product NAC domain-containing protein 6-like. Gene Ontology annotation, biological process: regulation of DNA-templated transcription. The record is from RefSeq and is a predicted model, not a curated record. NCBI's taxonomy places the organism in Eukaryota, Viridiplantae, Streptophyta, Magnoliopsida, Ericales, Ericaceae. Gene Ontology annotation, molecular function: DNA binding. The coding region runs from base 147 to 1058 and encodes 303 amino acids. The transcript is spliced from 3 exons.
UAUUUGUGUUUUUGUGAAUGUUACAGCCACAUCGCUUCAGUUUCCUUAAGAAUUCUGGAAAACCCACGAGCGAAAGGCAAAACCAAUUAAGUACUUACCAGCUUGACAACAUACUAUAUUUUUGCAAACCAAUUCUAGUCUGAUUAAUGGAGGAAUCAACAUUUCAGAUUGAUCAAUUGCCUGGCUUCCGGUUCCACCCGACCGAAGAAGAGCUCCUAGGCUUCUACCUUAGAAACACAAUUUUCGGGAAGAAAUUUAGCUUCGAUAUAAUCGGUUUCCUCAACAUCUACCGUCAUGAUCCCAAGGACUUGCCCGGCCUUGCUAAGAUUGGGGAGAGAGAGUGGUACUUCUUUGUGCCGAGGGACAGAAGGCAGGGAAACGGCGGGAGGCCGAACCGAACCACUGACACCGGGUUUUGGAAAGCAACGGGUUCGGACCGGAAGAUACUCUGCUCAAGUGACCCGAAGAAGAUGAUGGGACUGAAAAAGACCCUGGUGUUUUACAAGGGGAGGGCGCCCCGGGGCUGCAAAACUGACUGGGUUAUGAAUGAGUAUCGUUUGCCUGAUAAUUGCCCCUCACCAAAGGACAUAGUGCUGUGCAAGAUAUACAGAAAGGCAACCUCCUUGAAAGAGUUGGAACAGAGGGCCCAAAUUGAAGAAGAUGAAAGGAAGACUACACUAAUCCAUUCACUCACACCACCACCACCACCACCAACACCACCAAUGGACACUACCAUCUCCUAUAAUUACAGUCCACAUGUUGAAGAAGAGUUCGUGCCGCCAAUGGCCGCGCAACACGUGGCAUUCAAGAAAGAGUAUGAAGAUCAUAGUCCAGACCAAUUCAUAGUAGAGGAUCAAGGGAAAAGCUAUUAUCAAGAUGAAGAAGCAGAGGAGGGUAAUUAUAAAGGGAUUAAUACUGCUGCUUCUCUGCAGUUGACAGAGCUACAAGUGCCCAAGUGUAACAUGGACUGGACCCAAGAUCCCUUUUGGGCACAGCUAAGAAGCCCAUGGCUUGACACUCUGAUGACCCCUCCUUAUGCUAACGUACUUAAUUUCUAAGAUAUGAUCAUGCCUUUUUUUUUUUUUUUUCUUUUUUCCCCCUGAUAACUCAGGUGCUUGGGCCAAUAUAAGCGCAACAUAAGAUUAUGUGUGUUCAUUAGUGUAGAUAAAUUAGAAGACAUCCUAAUUAGGACCUGUGAAGUCGACCCUGUGAAAGUGGCGAAUCAGGCCCCGUUCCAGAACACUUUCUUAAAAAAUAAGUACUUAUUUCACAUUUUUAAACUCAAAAGUGAUGUAAAUGAAAAAUAAUUUUUUUAAUUUUUUUUGUACCGUAUUAAAGAUCUCAUUGAGAUCUAUUAAACAAGAUCCAUAUUGAUAGAAAAAUAAUUUGCGUAAGCACAUGAUUUUUGAGCUUGAAAUUGCCUUCUUAAAAAAUAAGGACUUAUUUUCCUUUCCGGAACGGAAAGUUUCGAGGAUAUCUUAUAACUUUGUUCAGAAUCCUUGAAAGGGUUUAUUGACCGAGGUAAAUAAAUAAGUCUAGAUCUAUUUUAAUGGAGUAGAACUGAGUUCAUGUUUCCUAGUACCUUUCUGCAUUCUUCUUUGUGUGAAUUGGCUACUUCCUGAAACCUCUAAUGCUUUUGUUUUGAGUGCCUGUUUAUGUGCUAUGGGUAUUGGGAGAGAUGGAUCAUCGGAUCGAUCAACGAGUCAAAACAUGGCUUGAGCCUUGUGUCUUGAACUGAUAUUGAAU